Vicugna pacos (alpaca) is the source of this 2807-nucleotide messenger RNA. Lineage: Eukaryota; Metazoa; Chordata; Mammalia; Artiodactyla; Camelidae. The record is from RefSeq and is a predicted model, not a curated record.
AAACCGGGUGGAAACUGGAUCCGGAAGGCAGGGACUGAGCCAGGGUGACAGAGGUCAUUAAGUUCCUGUUGCCUAUCCCAUCCCCCUCCAGGCUGUGGUCAGCUGGCCCCUCCAGGACUGUUGGGACACGUUUGGAGGCAGAGAGGAAGGAGGGUGACUUGCCCCAGCUGGCUCACCUCUGGAACCGCCUCCUUCCUUCCAGGGCCCCUGCCAGGUGGAGGGCUGGAGGGCUUGUCAGCCCCAAGCUCAAGCUGGCUCUUGCUGCUCUUCUGCGUGGCGGGAACCCUACGGCUGCCUGUCCUGUGUCCUGGGCUUCAGGCCCGGGAUCUUUCCUGAUGUGUAGCCUGGGGAGAGAAGGGGGUUCUCCAUUCUUUCACUGCUGGUGAGGCUGCUGGUUCCUCCUUCCCUCUCACUGGGACCAUGGAAAGGGAGAAGAGGGAGAGGAGGCUGUCCCUCCACUCUGUACACCAGCCCCCUAACCUCAAACCCCUGCAGGAGAACUUCCGCUCACACUUUUGCCUGCACCUGCAAGCUCAGAGGGACCAGGAACUGACCCUGAGGGCUUAGCUAGGCCUCUGUCAUCAGAGGGGAAGCCCUAGAAACAGACCGGAGUCUGUAUGUGACGGGAGAAGGACAAGAGAUGUCGUCUGAACUUUUUCCCAGCCCACAAACCCAGCUUCAGGCCACCUGGGCAUGAAGGUGGCCUCAGUCUGGGCAAGAGGUCCCUUGCCAGAGUGAAAAGUCUCCAGCCGUAUUUCCCUCCUUGCCCCAACCAUGCACUAGGCAGCGAUCGUGACUCAUGGUUCUCGGUACAAAGGGAAGACCGCUUCUCUGCUGGGGCCAAGGUGGAACCAGAGCCCCCAUCUCUUCUCUGCACUGCUUGAGUCUUCUGGAAUGGACCUGCCUGCCAGGAAGCCAGGUCAUCCUUGGUCCUGGGCUUGCCUACCCCCCAGGGAGCAGAGGACCCCUGUGCAGCAUCCUGGUGGGACGCUUUGGCUGCAGAGUGACGAUGAUGCUGGGGGGUGCGCUGGCCAGCCUAGGCAUGGUGGCCAGCUCCUUCUGUCGCACCCUUAGCCAGCUCUACCUCACGGCAGGAUUCAUCACAGGCCUGGGCAUGUGCUUCAGCUUUCAGUCGAGCAUCACCGCGAUGGGGUUGUACUUCACCCGCUGGCGGGUGCUGGCCAAUGCACUGGCCUCAGUGGGCGUCUCCCUGGGCAUCAUGCUCUGGCCACUGCUCUCCCGUUACCUUCUGGAGGACCUCGGCUGGAGGGGCACCUUCCUCAUCUUUGGUGGGGUUUUGCUCCACGGCUGCGUCUGCGGGGCCAUCCUGAGGCCCGGGGCCAUCCUGAGGCCCGUGGUCACCAGUGUGGCCCCCAAGAUCAGAGAAGACCUCCCUCCACCUUCCAAGAGACCCACACGUGGCUUUCUGGUAGCCUGUGGUCAGGCCAUCCAGCGCCACCUGGCCUUUGACAUCCUGCUUCACAACGCCGGCUACCGUGUGUACACGCUGGGAGUCGUGUGGAUGAUCAUGGGUUUCCCACUGCCGCAUGUCUUCCUGGUGCCCUACGCCACGUGGCAUGGGGUGGAUGAGCACAGGGCGGCCCUGCUCAUCUCCAUCAUCGGCUUCAGCAACAUCUUUCUGCGGCCCAUGGCUGGGCUGGUGGCGGGCCGGCAGGACUUUGCCAGUCACCGCAAGUACCUGUUCAGCUUGGCAACCCUGCUCAAUGGGCUCACCAACCUAGUGUGCACAGUGUCAGCCGACUUCCGGGUGCUGGUGGGCUACUGCCUGGUGUACAGCGUGUCCAUGAGUGGCAUUGGUGCCCUCCUCUUCCAGGUCCUCAUGGACAUUGUCCCCAUGGAUCGGUUCCCCAGUGCCCUGGGCCUCUUCACCAUCCUGGAAAGCAUCUCCAUCCUCAUCUCCCCUCCACUGGCUGGACUCCUCCUGGACACCACCAACAAUUUCAGCUACGUUUUCUAUAUGUCAAGUUUCUUCCUUGUCUCAGCCGCCCUCUUCAUGAGUGGCAGUUUCUGCGCCCUGAGGAAGAAGGAGAGGCAGAGCCGGCAGGUGCAGGCAGAAGGAGCCGUCACGGAGGCUGCCCCAGAGGGGACCCUCAUUGUGGAAGACACAGACAGUUCCGAGAAGCGGCUGCACACAGAGAUCAUGUACGUGACCAGUGUCUGAUCCCUGGGGUCACUCACAAAUGUGAGCAGCAUCUGAGCCCUGAAGUCAGUGACGACUGCCUCUGCCCAGGAAUGGGAUCUGGCUGCUUCGCCAGGGGCCGGGGUGAAGGGCUGCCCAGGAAGCCUGAACCAGAGGCUCUGCUCUGCACACUGGGACUCAGCUGGGAGCUGGGACCUUAGGGGCUGGCUUCCAAAGACUCAGGGUUCCUUCCAACUAGCAGAAUCCAGGAGCGGGUCCUCCUGACAUUUUUUCCUUGGGUACCAUGGUACCUGGGGCCCAGGAAGGUGGGUCUCAGACCAUCUCGGGUCUGUCAUGGCCAGCUUGGCUCGGCUGGCUGCUACUGCUGCUGCUACAGUCAACACACUGGACCCUCAGGUCUGGCCUGGGUGCCCCCCAUGUUAUCUCUUUGUCCUUCCCCACCCUCCAGACAGUUUCAAAGAGCUCAACCCUCCUCUGAGUCCCUCCUGACCCGCUUCUUCCCUUGCCUAGCCUCCUACUGACUGGAACCUGGGGAAGAAGGGCCUUGUGAGAGAAUGAGUCAUGGCCUGUGGUGGUGGAGGGCCAGGCUGAGGGGUUAGCCUGGAGGCAGGCCCGGGACAGAUUAAAUGUCGGGUGGAGUACCCGU